AUGGUCAUCCCGCGCACGCGUCAUCGUUCACAAUCCCCUGAUAGACGCGAACGUGCAUACCAUCUCGGCGUGCCACCCAACCAUCUGCACCCAUCAGCCUCUGCGUCUGGUCUGGGAGUCUCGUCUCUGGGCAGCUCUGGCAUCUCGCCUUUUCCUGGACACAACGCGGGCGGAAAUGCAGUGGGUGCCCCAGGGCCACUUCCUGCACCUGGCCAGGUGCCGACAUAUGAAAUGUUUAAUGGGACGCUGACGACUUCUGUGGCACCGAGUCGUGCAAGCCAUGUCAAUAGAUCAGAAGUAAUAAAUAUAUUUCAUAUUCUAUUCUAA
Molecule: messenger RNA, 327 nt
Organism: Laetiporus sulphureus 93-53
Lineage: Eukaryota; Fungi; Basidiomycota; Agaricomycetes; Polyporales; Laetiporaceae
Exons: 2
Coding region: 1-327 (108 amino acids)
Source: RefSeq, a predicted model, not a curated record